Messenger RNA from Lampris incognitus (smalleye Pacific opah), 249 nucleotides. RefSeq names its product synaptonemal complex central element protein 3 (gene syce3). Gene Ontology annotation, biological process: spermatogenesis; reciprocal meiotic recombination; synaptonemal complex assembly. The record is from RefSeq and is a predicted model, not a curated record. Lineage: Eukaryota; Metazoa; Chordata; Actinopteri; Lampriformes; Lampridae. Bases 1 to 249 code for a protein of 82 amino acids. The transcript has 2 exons.
AUGGCCGACUCAGAGCUUAAGCGGAGCAGCGACGAGGACAUGCAGAUGACCCAGGAUUUAGAGGGAAUGAUAGAAGACAUGGAAAAUAUGUCAGUGCAGCUGACCUGGAUGGUCCAUGACAUGGUUGUGCUGCGAACCAGUCCAGAGCACCAGAAGUCCAUGCAGAGCCUGGAGGAAGCUUACCUCAGCUGCAGGGCUGUUAUCUGUGGGGGUAAUGACCAGGAAAUGCAGCAGGAAGCACAGAAUUAA